Molecule: messenger RNA, 3222 nt
Organism: Cryphonectria parasitica EP155
Lineage: Eukaryota; Fungi; Ascomycota; Sordariomycetes; Diaporthales; Cryphonectriaceae
Product: family 2 glycoside hydrolase
Exons: 2
Coding region: 1-2853 (950 amino acids)
Biological process (GO): carbohydrate metabolic process; glycoprotein catabolic process
Molecular function (GO): beta-mannosidase activity
Source: RefSeq, a predicted model, not a curated record
AUGAUCAUCAAACCAAACCUCCAGGUGUCCUUGUUGGGCCUUGCACAAUUCUCAUGCAUUUACGAGGUUGCGGCCAGUAACAUCGUCGAUUUGUCCUACCAAGAAUGGAAGGUGUCAAAUAAUCCCUACAAUAUCUCCCUUCCCGGGAAGGUCCCAUCCCAUGUUCAUCUGGAUCUGUAUGCCGGGCAAGUGAUUGGAGACCCAUACUAUGGGCUCAAUGACUUCAACCUGCGUUGGGUAGCAUGGGCCGACUGGAAUUAUACCACCAACCUCACAGGCCUUGUACGCGACGGCAGCGCAGAUCUCACGACGUACCUCCUCUUCAAUGGCCUCGACACCAUUGCAAACGUCUGGUUCUGUGGCCAGUUUAUUGCUAGCACAGACAACCAAUUCAGACAAUACUUCUUCGAUGUCUCCACGGCCCUCGCCUCGUGCACUACAGACAGCAGUCCUGAGUUGCUAGUCCAAUUCUUCAGUGCGCCUGGCACAGCUUACGACCUCGCCGCACAGCCUGGUGCCGAGACUUGGCCAUGGCUCGUGGAGGGCCGGUUCGAGUUCCUGCACAGGCCCUUCAUUCGCAAGGAGCAGUCCGACUUCGGCUGGGACUGGGGGCCUGCCUUCGCACCGUCUGGCAUCUGGCAGAAAGCCUGGGUUCUGCAGCUGCAACCCGACGAGCUAGCCGUGCGAAACUCCAUAUAUGACAUUUACCGCGUGGGCCAGCUUCCAAAUCUGCCUCCUGCCCAGACUGCCGACUGGAUACUCAAUGCAAGCGUGGAUGUUUUGAACACAGUCCCGGAUGGUGCAACGAUGAGGUAUGCUGUCAUUAAUCCAGGCACCAAUCAGACCGUGAGUAGCGGAGACCUGGUCGACAUCCAGAAUGCGGGCGAUGUCAUCACCGGUACGGCAGUGCUUGGUGGACAAGAUUAUAAGCUGUGGUGGCCAUCUGGGCUGGGCGAGCAGAACCUAUACAACAUCACCGUAGACAUUGUCUCAGCAUCGGGUGCAGUACUAGCUUCAGUGAACAAGCGGACCGGGUUCAGAACAAUUGUGCUGAACGAGGGCGUGAUUACCGACGAACAGCUUGCUCAGGGCAUCGCUCCGGGUAACAACUGGCAUUUCGAGAUCAAUGGUCACGAAUUCUACGCCAAAGGCUCCAAUUUCAUCCCGCCAGAUGCUUUUUGGCCACGCGUUACACAAGAGAGGAUUGAACACCUGUUUUCUUCAGUUAUCGCCGGAAAUCAGAACAUGCUGCGGGUUUGGGCGAGCGGGGCAUACUCGCCCGACUUCAUGUACGACCUUGCAGAUGAAAUGGGCAUUCUACUAUGGAGCGAGUUCGAGUAUGGGGACGCUCUAUAUCCAGUCAACACGGACUUCUUAGAGAAUUCGAGACAGGAGGCCAACUAUCAAGUCCGACGCAUCAAUCACCAUCCUUCCUUGGCGCUCUGGGCUGGGGGAAACGAGCUGGAGAACCUGGAGCUGGCACUUGUCCUCCUCGAGGCACCAGACGAGUAUGACCGGUAUCUACACGAGUACGAGACCCUCUUCAUCAACACGCUACUCCCAGCCGUCUACGGGAAUUCCCACAGCAUCACCUACAUCCCGUCAAGUACUACCAAUGGCUAUCUUACUCUGAACUUCAGCAACCCGAUACCAAUCGUGCAGCGCUAUAACAAUGUCACAGUAGGCAGUAUCUACGGCGAUACCGACCACUACAACUACAAUGCCUCCCAAGCCUUCGAUGUCACCACCUACCCUCAGGGCCGCUUCGCCAACGAGUUUGGCUUUCAUAGCAUGCCGAGCAUUGACACCUGGCGUCCUGUAUUGCCCGAAGACCAGCUCUUCUUCAACUCGUCCACGAUCCUGUUGCGCAAUCACCACUACCCGGCAGGCGGCCUCUUCACCGACAAUUACGCCAAUUCGACUAAAGGCAUGGGUGAGAUGACAAUCGCAGCGCAAAUGUACUACCCGACCCCCAAUAAGGCAGAUCCUAUUGCCAACUUUAGCAGCUGGAUCCACACGACCCAGGUAUUUCAGGCAGAUUUCUACAAAGCUCAGAUUGAAUUUUACAGGGCUGGCUCAGGACGGCCCGAGAGACAGCUGGGCAGCCUGUACUGGCAACUCGAGGACAUCUGGCAAGCGCCGACAUGGGCGGGCAUCGAGUACGACGGGAGGUGGAAGGUCUUGCAUUAUGUGGCGAAAGACAUCUUUCAGGAGGUAGUCGUCGCGCCGGUGUGGAACGUGAGCUCUGGCCUCCUCAACGUGUAUGCUGUGAGCGAUCUUUGGACGGAAGUCACCGGGACCAUCAGCAUGGCUUGGCUGGACUGGUCGGGAAACGAUCUUGCGCUAUCGACGGGUUCUGGGACCUCCGAAUCGAGGACAGCAGACUUCACGAUUGGGCCUCUGAACAGCACACUACUGGCGACUAUCGACAUCAACACAGUCUUUGCAAACAGUUCUGUCAAGACCACCGACGCGGUAUUCGUAGCCAAUUUAACGACUACUGGCACGCCGAUCAACACGAACGCGACAAAGACAUUUACACAUGAGAAUUACUGGACACCCGCUCCCCUUGCUAGCGCGUCUUUGGAAGAUCCUGGCCUGAGUGUACACUACGACGACGUGCAGAAACAAUUCACCAUCACUGCCCAGGCGGGCAACAGCAUCUGGACCUGGCUUGCCCUGAAUCCCGAUGACUCACCAAAAACCAUCGUUGCGUUUGAUGCAAAUGGCUUCUUCUUGCGUAAGGGUGAGUCGAAAUCAGUGGGCUAUACAGUUAUUGGCAAGAGGGAGUCUUCCGGGUGGCAGAGCCGGGUGACAGUGGAGAGCGUUUGGAACAAUACCCUUCCAUCCUAGAUGCACCCGAUUACAGCAUCGAUUGCGAGCAUACGUCUUUUGAGGAAAUGUUUUGGUUUUUUCCCUCUCUCUCUCUCCUCUCGGCUAUAAAGAGAUACAAUAUGCCGAGCUCAAAUCAUUCAUGAGAUGGAUACACAGCGAUUUUGGGGUCAAAUUAUGCCUGUGCCCUGCAAACCCUGCUCGCCUUGCUAAUGGGUUCCUGUUGGCAAUAUACGUACUCAGGCGGUUGGACGCUCCCACCUCAGGUUCUGAGCCUUAUAAUAUGGGACAUUCUCGAAUCCUUUCAUAACGCAGCCAGUGUUAUAUGCGGGUUUCACUGGCUAGAAAUCAGUUAUCAUAAAAUCUAUUACUUAUUUCCUUGUUUUAUGC